GUGUACUCUUUACUAGCAUCAUCUGCACUUCCUGCUUACGUCCAAGCGCACAACGUCGGAAAGAAAACAAGAUGCGGUAGUUGAACUUCACUGAAGAGUUGUGACCAAUGACACCUUUAUUAACGUGUCACUAAAUGCAAUUUCUGUGGAGCCAAGGCGUGUGGCAGUAAUAGAAACUGAAACAUGCAGUUCUCUCCCACCAACGGAGAUUUCACGUUCGUGUCUUCGACCGAGGCUGAAGAACUCAGCGGCACCAUCAGCACUCCAGAUGUUAAACUGAAUAUAGGCAGUGACAGUGGGAAGGACCCGUAUGCCACCACCUUCCUGAGACAACGAGGCUACGGCUGGCUGCUGGAGGUGGAGGAAGAGGACAAUGAAGAGAGCAAACCUCUUCUGGAGGAGCUGGACAUUGAUAUAAAGGACAUCUAUUACAAGAUUCGAUGUGUGCUGAUGCCAAUGCCAUCACUGGGUUACAACCGGCAGGUGGUUAGAGACAACCCAGACUUCUGGGGCCCUCUGGCUGUGGUGCUGCUCUUCUCCAUGAUCUCCAUCUAUGGACAGUUCAGGGUUGUGUCUUGGAUCAUCACCAUCUGGAUCUUUGGAUCAUUAACCAUCUUCCUGCUGGCUCGUGUUCUUGGUGGAGAGGUUUCAUACGGUCAGGUCCUCGGAGUGAUCGGGUAUUCCCUUCUUCCUCUCAUCGUCAUAGCCCCUCUGCUCUUAGUGAUUGGAGGCUUCGAGGUGGUUUCUACACUAGUCAAACUUUUUGGAGUUUUCUGGGCUGCAUACAGCGCUGCUUCACUGCUUGUCGGAGAUGAAUUUAAAACAAAGAAGCCCCUUCUCAUAUAUCCCAUUUUCCUACUGUACAUCUACUUCCUGUCGCUAUAUACUGGAGUGUGAUUGGAUGACCUGGAGCUGUGGACCUUUUCAUGGACAGUUACCCUGGAGCAUGGGUGGGGGGGGGGAAACAAAAAAACCUACAAAACCAGGAUUUUUUUAAAACUCUGUCAUUCUAGAUGUUGGGGAAGUUGGGAAUAUAUACUAAUGUAUAUAGUUUUUCCUUGUCUUUGGUCAAUAAAGUGCAUAUGCUUUUGCUGCUUAAACCUUGGUAUGCAGACUUAUCCAUCACCAGUGCAAUACAGAUCCCAGAGCCCUGCGUAAACCUGUAGUUCUUGGGUCUAGAAAUAAGUCCAGGCCUGGAUAUUAAUGUCAUAUUUUUAAAAAUCCUAAUCACACUGAGGAAUAUGGUGCCAAAUAUUUAUGUAUGUUUGUGCUGAUCCUUAUUGUUGUGCACUGUAGCCAGAAAUGUUCAUUUAUGCUUUUCCCUUUUUACAGACAUGUUAAUUUAUAGAUUUCAGCAGUGGGUCAAUCAGAAGGAUAUAAACCAUUGUCUACUAAAUGUGGUGCCUUGUUCUCUAAACCCUGAGUCUUUUUUAUGCAGGACUAUACUCGUUUGAUCAAUAAUACAGUAAAUUUGUAGAGUAAUUUGUCUCUAAACCAUCUGGUGUCUCAUGACUCAUCACUGCUUUACAGUAAACCCAACUUUGUCACACUUAA
This is a messenger RNA of Neolamprologus brichardi, 1554 nucleotides long. RefSeq names its product Yip1 domain family, member 4 (gene yipf4). Gene Ontology annotation, cellular component: trans-Golgi network; membrane. Gene Ontology annotation, biological process: vesicle fusion with Golgi apparatus; endoplasmic reticulum to Golgi vesicle-mediated transport. Lineage: Eukaryota; Metazoa; Chordata; Actinopteri; Cichliformes; Cichlidae. The record is from RefSeq and is a predicted model, not a curated record.